This is a messenger RNA of Dipodomys ordii (Ord's kangaroo rat), 1114 nucleotides long. RefSeq names its product 60S ribosomal protein L39. The record is from RefSeq and is a predicted model, not a curated record. Gene Ontology annotation, biological process: translation. Gene Ontology annotation, molecular function: structural constituent of ribosome. The transcript has a single exon. The coding region runs from base 172 to 327 and encodes 51 amino acids. Gene Ontology annotation, cellular component: cytosolic large ribosomal subunit; ribosome. NCBI's taxonomy places the organism in Eukaryota, Metazoa, Chordata, Mammalia, Rodentia, Heteromyidae.
AUAGUAGGAUAUCAUGGGACAGUUAUUAAAGGGCAGUUUUAUUUCAAUAGUAAGCAAUUUGAACAGCAGCACACAAAUUUAAAUAUAAAUAGCCAAUAAUACAAGACUUAGAUCCUCCUCUUCAGCUUUUGUUUGCCAUCGUGGUUACUGUGCCUUCCAGAGCUUCUCAUCAUGUCUUCUCACAAGACUUUCAGAAUCAAGCGGUUUCUAGCCAAGAAACAAAAGCAAAAUCGCCCCAUUCCCCAGUGGAUUCGAAUGAAAACUGGUAACAAAAUCAGGUACAACUCCAAGAGAAGACACUGGAGAAGAACCAAGCUGGGUCUGUAAGGAAUUGCUUCAGAUGCCCACAUAUUUAUGUCUACCAUGAACCAGUCAAGCCAAAACAUCAAUACUGCCUGGACUGACAGUUGGGCAUUUUUUAAAUUGAUUUUUCUUUGGUUAUUUUAAUAAUGGGCACAGUAAUAAACAUGUAAUAAAUAUUACAUUAAAAAAAAGACUUAGAUCUUGAGUUUUGCCACUGAUUUAAUUCCUUUUACCACAAAACAGUUUUUUAAUUAUUUGAAGUUUGGAGAGGGGGAGAAGGGAUGAUCAAGAAGGACAAAAGGAAUGAGUACACAUACGUACACGUAUACAGACAUGUCAUGAAACUUCCCUGAACAACCAAAUAAUGUUAAUAAGAACUGUGGAAAAUAAAGCAUUCUCUGAAGAUCUUUGAAAAGAAUAUUUUCUUCAAAUAAUAAUCAAUACUCCCUGAAAAGAGGAUCUAAAAUGAUAAAGCCUCACUAACAUCCUAAUACAAUGACAUUGCCACUUGCUGAAUAUUAUUUGCUAGGCACUAACAUUAUGCCUUUUACACAGGCAUCUCAUUUCAUAUUAGGAAACAAGUAUUAUCUCUAAUGUACAUACGUGAACAUAAUGAUUUGUAUGGUUAGAUUACUUGUUUUAGGUCUCACAGCUAGCAAACAACGGUGGGAAUUUAACUGCUUUAUGUGAAUCUAAAAGCAGUGCCUUUAUCCAUUAAACUAAUCCUUCAACUUUCAUCACACAGCAUAUAUGGAAAGUGAUCAUUUUCAAGGCACAUAGGAUUAAGCUGGAAGGGUUUGGUUAAAAGGGA